Messenger RNA from Tribolium castaneum (red flour beetle), 6283 nucleotides. RefSeq names its product E3 ubiquitin-protein ligase TRIM33. Gene Ontology annotation, molecular function: zinc ion binding; ATP binding; protein serine/threonine kinase activity. Gene Ontology annotation, biological process: positive regulation of DNA-templated transcription; peptidyl-threonine phosphorylation; protein autophosphorylation. The record is from RefSeq and is a predicted model, not a curated record. Gene Ontology annotation, cellular component: nucleus. The transcript has 19 exons. Lineage: Eukaryota; Metazoa; Arthropoda; Insecta; Coleoptera; Tenebrionidae. Bases 614 to 5575 code for a protein of 1653 amino acids.
CGGAUCUGAUACCACUGUAAUUUUGGCAAAAAAAAUUGCAAAACUGGUUAAUUCCAAAAAAGUGGUGACAAGUGGCGCUGCCGUGUCAAUUUCCCAAACUUAAAACCCCGCCGAAUCGUUCGUGUGUAUUCGUUGUAGCGUUCGGCUUGUAGCUGUCAGUGCCUGCGCCCAAAAACAGUUGCCAUGUUGCUUGUUGUGUAGGGUGUGCUUGUGAUAAAAAUCGGCCAAGUCUCUCCUUGCAGCAAAAGUGCGUUGUCUCGCGUGCCCACCCGGUGUAUGUGCAUUAGUGUGUGCCCCCUUGUUGGCGGUGGUAGUGUUGGAGGUGCGGGUGUGUGGUGAAACAAACCAACAGAGCACAAUUCCAAGUGGUGUUGUUUGGUGGUGGUGGUGGUGGUUGUGGCAGGCAGCGUGCUUUGCACGCACAUUUGUUGUUAUAUGAUGGGGGCCCGCCGCUGAGGCGCCCGAGGCCGGCCUGGCCUUGGAGCGAGGUUACUGGCCCCGAGCCACGCGGGAUUGUUUACCAUGUGCUAGAGGUGUCGCGAGUGGUGCCAUUAUGCUGAGCCCCAACAACUGCUGACACAGAGGGCGUACAACAAGGCUCAGAGCUACGUUGAUGGGAUCGAGGGAGCCCAUGGCGUGGCGCAAGCACGACCAUCUCAUGCUCAUGGACAAAAACAAACCCAAAAUGCCGGUAUCAUCGAGUGGUAGUGGGGACACCCUUCGACAGCGUCAUGUGCCCUUAUAUGGACGUUUGGUACCCGAAGAUCAGCUGGGUAUGGGUCAUAUGUCCAAUCCACCAGCUGAUAUUCAAGCAAUGCAAGCACGAAUACCACACACUUUUAGGGAUUCGUCGGCGGCACCCUUACGCAAACUCAGCGUGGACCUCAUCAAGACCUACAAGCACAUCAACGAGGUGUAUUAUGCGAAGAAGAAACGACGAGCGGCGCAACCCCAAGAAGACACCUCUCAUAAAAAAGAGAGAAAACUAUACAAUGACGGUUACGACGACGAUAAUCACGAUUAUAUCGUGAAGAAUGGUGAAAAGUUCCUCGACCGAUACGAAAUCGACUCACUUAUAGGAAAAGGAUCAUUCGGACAGGUCGUUAAGGCCUACGAUCACGUGGAACAAUGUCACGUGGCUAUCAAAAUUAUCAAGAACAAAAAACCGUUUCUCAAUCAGGCACAGAUCGAGGUGAAAUUGUUGGAGAUGAUGAACAGAGCGGAUGCCGAAAAUAAGUAUUAUAUAGUUAAAUUAAAACGUCAUUUUAUGUGGCGAAACCACCUGUGCUUAGUGUUCGAACUGCUUUCGUAUAAUCUAUAUGAUCUGUUGCGAAAUACAAACUUCCGCGGUGUCUCAUUGAAUCUCACGAGAAAGUUUGCCCAGCAACUGUGCACGGCUCUAUUGUUCCUCUCAACGCCCGAACUCAACAUCAUCCAUUGCGAUCUGAAACCGGAAAAUAUACUUUUGUGCAAUCCGAAACGAUCGGCUAUUAAAAUUGUCGAUUUUGGAAGUUCUUGCCAGCUUGGACAGAGGAUAUACCAAUACAUACAAUCAAGGUUUUAUAGAUCACCCGAAGUCCUACUAGGUAUACCGUACGAUCUAGCGAUAGAUAUGUGGUCGUUGGGUUGUAUCCUAGUCGAAAUGCAUACAGGGGAACCACUUUUCAGUGGUGCCAACGAAAUCGAUCAGAUGAAUAAAAUCGUUGAAGUGUUGGGAAUGCCGCCGAAAAGUCUACUCGAUCAGGCCAACAAGACGCGAAAGUUUUUCGAAAAACUGCCAGAGGGGAGAUACGUGUUGAAAAAGGCGAAAGACGGCAAAAAGUACAAAUUGCCUGGAACGCGUCGACUGCACGACAUUCUCGGUGUCGAUAGUGGUGGUCCUGGAGGGCGAAGGGCCGGCGAACCAGGUCAUUCCACUGGCGAAUAUCUCAAGUUCAAGGAUCUGAUUUUACGCAUGCUCGAUUACGAUCCUAAAUCUAGGAUAACAUCGUAUUACGCUCUCCAACAUAAUUUUUUCAAACGCACGACGGACGAAUGUACUUCGACGCCUAAUAGUAACAGUUCCAGUCCGGCCGUUGCCUCAAUGGAUAUGUCUUCUCUGACGAAUAGUUCGAGUAGUCAACACGGGUUAAAUUUGGUGGGACGGUCUCGAGAGCUGUCAAAUUACACGACAAUGGAAUGCGAUCCAUCUCCUUCACGACAUCCUCACCGUCAGCAGCAGCGUUACCACCAGCCCUACGGAGUGACGUCAUUACAGUACGCCCCAUAUCCAGGGGUUCCCAUGACCGACGGCAGUGCCCCCAACAAAACAACCAGCAAUGGGCCACAGCCACCUAAAUCAACAUCAACAAAUGAAAGAGACGACAGUCCGAUGGUUGGGGUUUGCGUUCAGCACAAUUCGGUCGCAAUACAUUGCCAAAUGCAACAGGGGGGCGCAAUAUUUCUCAAAUUCAUCACCAGCUUUACGCUUAUUGGCAUUGGGGUUGAGAAUUACCGUAACGUUACGGGGGUCAGCCUCCACACGAAUUGGUUCAAGACCAAAUCUUGCCGCCUUUUCGCAAUAAACACGCAUCAAUUCUUGGGUCCUAACAUAAAAUUUGAGGGGGCUAAUGUUCUAAUAUUGUCCACGAUGGCUGAAUCAAAUAUUUAUUACAACGAGGGCAAUUAUAUGAAUCAGCAAGACGCUACCACCAAGGAUGUGAUUGAUUCAGUUCAGAAUCUGAAUGAGCAGAGUGAAAUGAUUUGUGAUGAUUCUGUAACAGAAACAGUGGAAGAAUCGAAGGAUGAAGUUAAAGAAGUUGCUGAAGGCACUGAAGAACAUGUAGAGAGUCCAACAACUGGGGAAACUUCUUACACCUUCAAGUGUGUCUUUUGUGAGCAGGUAUUGAGUGGUAGUGACGAACCCAAAUUAUUGGAGUGUUUGCAUAAUGCUUGUGGUAACUGCAUUGGUAACAAGCUUUACGAAGAGUUGGAGAAAACUACUGUUGAAUGUCCACAGUGCAAUAUAGUAUGUGAGCCAAGUAAAAUAAUCGAAAAUCAGUUUUUGCUAGAGCUAGCAAGUAACGAAGACAACUCGACCAAAUUAGCAGAGUUGAAAUGUAGCAGUUGUAGUGAUGAUGCAAUUGCUACAAGUUGGUGUGUUGAUUGUUCAGAGUACAUUUGUGAUAGUUGUGUACAAGCACAUCAAAGACUAAAAAUAACUAAAGACCAUACCAUUAAACCGAAAGAAGAGGGACUUACUGACAGCCAAUCAUCUACAAAUAAUUCUGCACCUAAUCUAUUUUGUCAGAUUCAUCCACAGGAGAAAUUGUCACUAUUUUGCGAAACGUGCGAUAAAUUAACUUGUCGCGAUUGCCAACUUAUUGAACAUAGGGAACACAAGUAUAAAUUUACCAAUGAAAUUGCGUCAGAGACAAGAAAAUUUAUUGCUGAUAUGUUGAAGGAUGUUGGUUACAAGAGGGCACUAUUAUGUAGUGCGAUGAAGGUAAUAGACGAUCGUCAAAAUUUGAUUGUUGACAAAAAACAAGCACUUGUUAAGGAAAUCACACAAUUAGUGGUCAAGUUGACAAAUACGAUUAAUGUUAGAGGCAAACAAUUAGUUUCGAAAUUAACCGAAGUGUGUGAUAGUAAACAAAAGACGUUACAAGAGAAAAAACAAGCUUUAGAGCAACUUUCACGUAUGACAGAUCACUGUAUAGAGUUCACACAACAUGCUUUAGAUAACGGCAGUGAUAUGGCUCUAUUAUACAGUAAAAAACAAGUCACCGAUCACUUACGUCGAAUCAAAUGUAAACGAGCCGAUAUUCCAAAUCCAGAAAUACCGGUACGAAUUCAUCUGGCUUUGGAUAAAUUUCCAGAUCUUGUUAAAGUCAUGUCAACAAUCGGUCAAAUUGUGGUUGAUGGUAGAAUUUACCCUUCACAGUCCGUCUCACCCUCAUCUCAAUUACCUCCACAUGGUUCUCCCAGUCCUGGUCAUUCCAGACCACCCCAACAACAAUCACCCAUCAAUCAAUUGCUCCAACAAUCACCUCCUUACCAACAACAACCAUCAGGGUUCCAACAAUCACCCAGAUUACCCCCAGCAUAUGGACAGUUUAACAAUGGGCCGCAGUAUCCACAAAAUCAAAAUAUUAGCCCACAAUCCAAUAUGGGAGCAAGAGUAAUGGGUCCACCAAUGGCACAACAGAUUUCAUUAGCCCAACAAUUAUCAGCCAAUCGUAUGCAAAUGCCACGGCAAAUGGCGAGACCUUUACUACCUCGAAUGCCACCAAAUUCUGGCGGUUUAAACCAACAGCAGCAGGUCUCGUCAUCAACUCACCCACAAAAUAUGUUAUCUGAUCGCAGCAAUUUGCGAUGUUUAUUACAACCAGCAAGUAAUUCACCUGUUUAUAUUCAAACAGGACCUGCUCAAUAUCAAGCAGUCCAACCACAUAUGGCCCAACAAUACCAAACUCGUUUUCCUAACCAAUCACAACAAUCGUUUCGUCAACAACCGCCAAUGAAUCCAAUGAUGAUGAACCAAAAUCGUCCACAAAGACAGUUUCAAAUGCAAGGUGGUUCCGCCAGAUGGCACAUUCCACAACAACAAAUAGCCAAUAAUAAUAACAUGCAAGGAGGAAAUCGUAAUAUGAUCUUACCGACAAUUAAUGAUAAUUUUAAAAUUACCCUAAAACAACACAACCAAUCAGAGAAUAGAAAUCUACCAGCGACUGUUACCUCAACCAUUCCUAAAACACCAAGUCCUAAUCAUAUUCAAGGUCGAAGUGAUACUGAGAGAAGUCUUGAUAAAUUUUGUGAAGAUUCGGUUAAGGAUUUAAUGGCGACUAUUGCAAAAUUGGAUUCGAAUGGUGUGCAAGUUGUAGCUGAAGGAAGACAGAAAACUGGAGGUUCACCACAUGUUGAUAGUUCAACAGGUGAUGCAGGACCUUCAGGCAAGAUUAAAAGUGAUCCAAUGGAAACAGGCAAAGAUGACCCGAAUGAGGAUUGGUGUGCUGUGUGUAUGGAUGGAGGAGAAUUGGUCUGUUGUGAUAAAUGUCCGAAGGUUUUUCAUCAGUACUGUCACAUUCCGAAUUUGAGUGUCGAGGAAAAUGAUACAUGGCAGUGUUUGUUGUGCACAAACUUUGCCGACUUAUCCGAUGAUAUUUUAAAUGAGAAAAAAGAAGGAGAACUUUGUUAUAAAGACAAGAAAAUUGCUGAACGUAUAGUUUUGGAAUUAUAUUGUCAGUAUGAUCCUAGUUUACCGUUCCGGGAAGUUAUCGGGCCUGAGAAUGAGGAGUAUCAUGCAAUUAUCAAAACCCCGAUUGCUCUUGAUUCAAUUCGUCAGAAAUUAAACUGGAAUUCGCCGGAACAUUACACAACUAUGGAGCAGUUAAUCAAAGACGUGCGUUUAAUGUUUAAAAAUGCAUACACAUAUAAUCCUGAGGAUUCUCAAGUAUACGCCGAUGCUAAAGUCUUAGAGAAAUUCUUUGACGAACAGUUGGAAAAAUUUCUGCCAGAAUACGCUUAUGAACAUUUCGAUGAUGAUGAUGAUAUUCAGCCCCCAAAUAAAAAGUAUCGGCGCAUAAUAAGUGACUGACAAAUUGUUCAAGGAGCGAAUAAUACAGUAUAUUUCUCUCUCUAAUGCAGAAUGAAAACUAUUUUUAAUUAAGGAGGAGUAAGAUAUUUAUACAGGGUGAUUACAAACGUUUUAACUUCUAAUACAGAGAUUCUGAGUUCAACUAAAUUAUUUUCAAAAUGGCUGAGUUUUAUACAAUAAAAAUAGGUGGUUGCCAUUUGGCGCUAGUUUCUCAUCGUUCCGGAAGUUCAGCCAUUUUGAAAAUAACUUAGUAGUUCUUAAAAUGGUCGAUUUUGAAGCUAUGUUAUGUUAUAGUAGAAGAAUCACCCUGUAAAGUAAAUACCAGGGUGCAAAUCGAGUAAACUGUUUAAAUGUUGGCAAGAUGUUAGAUCUUUAUACCGUUUUAGCGAUUUUAUUGUUAGUGUACGUUUUAUUUAAUUGGGUUUUUGUUAUUACAAAGAACUGUCAUUUUUAGUGUAUUUUCACGUUAUUGAUGUUAUUAGAGGUCACUGUCAUAUGUUAUUAAAUAAAGCUAAAUAUGACCAUGUCUAUCUUUGACGUUUGAUUGCUUCGAAAUAUCGAAUAUAUCAAAAAAAUGUACCUAGUAUAUGUAUAUUGAGAAAACAACAAACACAAGAUAAAUAUUUAUCUAUUUUGUUAUUGUAUUGAUUUUCUGAUAAUCAAUUUGUAAGCAAGCUGUAUAAAAUUAAAAUAAACACGUUAAUGCCA